Molecule: messenger RNA, 3103 nt
Organism: Zingiber officinale
Lineage: Eukaryota; Viridiplantae; Streptophyta; Magnoliopsida; Zingiberales; Zingiberaceae
Exons: 5
Coding region: 400-2778 (792 amino acids)
Molecular function (GO): protein dimerization activity
Source: RefSeq, a predicted model, not a curated record
ACCCAAUUUCAUCAGCACGAGCGGAGCGGAGCGGAGCGGAGCGAAGAGAAAGGCGAAAGGGACGGCGGCCGAGCUCGUGUGGCGAUGGCGGGCCAGUGGAGGAGCUCUAGCGAAUGGCGUCGUAUCCCUUCCAUCCCCUUCGCGUGUCCCCCCAAUCCUUGAGUUUUAUUCUUCCUUCUCCCCCUCGAACACGACUCCCGGCGUACGCUAGUUGUCCCGCUCGGAGGAAACAGCGCGUUUCCCGUUAGGGUUUCCCCUCAUCGGCUGGCUGUUCUCAUCGUAUUCGCUCCCGCUAUGCUCAAGUAGAUUCCGGACUCGUGAUCUACUGUUGAGUUUGAUUGAUUCGACGUUUAGCUGGGACGUAGCUCAUUGAUUGAGAAGGAAUAUUCCUGCCAAGAGAUGUCUACUAGCUCUCCUUUUGAAGAACAUACAGGCACCAAUGAAGGGGAAAUGAGGUUCCCGGACCUUGGGGAUAGCCACUUUGUUUUUGAGGAUAAAAAUUUGGUUUAUCAUGAAGAUGAUCAAAUGCAAGAAGAACUUGAGAGACAAUUGACUGAUGAGAGUCAAUCUAAUGUUAGUGCAACUGUGCUGUGGAAACAUGUUGUCAAAGGGAAAAAGUGUGGAAAUGCUCAUGGUGGUUCUCAUGUCUUUAAGUGCAAAUAUUGCCACAAGAUAUAUCAUGGGACAUACACCCGUGUUUAUGCUCACUUGAUGGGUCACAAAAAGGGAGAGAGCAAGGGGAUCGGAUAUUGUUCUACUGUCAAAGCUGACAAAAAUCUACAAAUGCAGAUAAAAAGGGAAGUUGAGAAUGUAGAAAGUUCACCUAAUGUUGUUCCUUUGAGGAAGUCAAAGCUCAAUCCAAGUUCAGAAGCAACUUUGCGAGGAACUUCUUUAGCCUUGUCCUAUGUAAGUUCUUUUGAGCAGGAGUAUUCAACGCAGGAUAGAGAUGAUGUUGACUCUAAAGUAGUACGAUGUUUAUGUGCAAAUGGAAUCCCUUUCAGUGUUCUGAAAUCGCCAUAUUGGGAAGAUAUGGUAUUGGCAAUUAGUAAAGAAUUGGGUUACAAAAGUCCAUCUUAUGAGAAAGCAAAUACGAUCUUACUAGAAAAUGAAAGACUUAAGGUUGAAAGAGAAAUGGAGGACUUUAAACAGAAGUGGCCACAAUAUGGAAUUUCAAUCAUUUCAAGUGGCUGGAGCGACAUAAAAAACCUACCUUUGAUAAAUAUGUUGGCUUCAAACCAAUUUGGAUCCAUGUUCUUAAAUGCCUUUGAUUUUGUAACAGUUGAGAAAUCACAGAAAAGCAUUUCUGAUUUUAUGUUGGAAGCAAUUGAGAAGGUGGGGCCGUAUAAUGUUGUUCAAUUGAUAACGGACAAUUCAAUUGACUGCAGAGCUGCCAGUGAUGAAGUGGCACAAGUAUAUCCUCACUUAUUUUGGAAUCCUUGCAUGGUUCACACUUUGUAUCUGAUACUGAAGGAUAUUAUGAAUGCUCUUCCUUGGCUUAAGCAGACAUAUCGAACUGCUAAAGGUAUAGUCAGAUACUUCUUACACCAUCCUCAUUCUGGUGAUAUCUUCCAAAUAUUUUCAAGAUUGAAGUUACUGAAAGCUACAGCACAAGGAUUUGCUUCACACUAUAUCACUUUUUAUGUUCUACUUGACAUCAGAGAAUCUCUUACAGCUGCUGUGUUGUCUGAAGAUUGGGAAUUGUGGGCUACUUCUCCAAAUAUGAAGGAGAAAGUGAAGCUUCUUGGCGAUAAUGUGAAGGAGGCAGUCGUGUCUGAGAACUUUUGGGUACCAGCACGGUUGGCCUUAUCCAUUAUCAAGCCAGUUUAUAAGAUGGUCAAGUUUUCUGAUCAAGAUGGUGCCCUUAUUGGUGAUGUAUGUGAUAGAAUGGAUAAUAUGCUGGGGGAAAUUAAAGAAAAUCUGAGUGGGCUUGAAGAUAUGUAUACAAUUGUGGAAGAAAAGGUUCUUUCAAGGUGGAACAAGAAAAUUUUUCCAUUGCACUGUUUGGCUUAUGCUCUCACACCGAAGUACUAUGAUGAGGAAUACCUACAACUUCUGGCACCGGGAUGUAGGAAGAGAUGCCCCCCAGAUCAAGAUGAUGAGGUAUUUGAGUGUGCUACUUCUGCCAUAUGUAAAAUGCACCAAAAUGCUGACCGCCAGGAUAUUAUCCGUGUGCAAUUUCUGUCUUUUAUCGAGAAGAAGGGGAAGUUCUCUUUGCCCAUAGCCAAGAGAGAUGCCCGAAAUCCCAAAAUCAAUGUUUUCCAGUGGUGGAAGUUUCAUGGUGGUGAUACAAAGGAGCUAAGAGACGUGGCCUUCAAAGUUCUCUCUCAGUCAAUCAGUUCAUUUUCAGUGGAGAAACAAUGGAGUACCUAUAGCUAUAUCCAAAGUGCAAAGAGACACAGAUCAAAUUCUAGUUACGCUGACAAUCUCGUAUAUGUACAUUCUAACUUACGGCUAUUGUCCAGGCAUAAUCCAAGCUAUAAGUAUGGCAUACACCAAAAGUGGGAUGUAAACCCUGAGCUUCCUUAUGUCGAUGAAUCUGCUUUCCAGUGGGAAGAUUUGUGCUUCAUGGGACUAGACGAUGAUGACUCAUUGUUAAAACAGGCUUCUCAUUCUAGCAAUCCUGUACAAGAGCUUUUGAGGAUCAUCGAGGACGUUCCCUCCUGUGAUGAUCAACUUGAUGAACAAAGUCAAACAACAAGCUCCGCGCGUGCAGGCGGAGGGAGAGGAGGUCGAGCUGGUAUUCCAAGUAGGCUCGAUCACACAGGACAGGAAGGAUGAAAAGGUAAAGGAGGGAGAAGAAGGGGAGCCGUGACGAGACGAUGAGUUGAGGAAGGAGGCUGAGUUUGUUUACUAAGAGGAUGGUAGAGGAAGAGAGAAUGAAGAAAAUGACCAAGUAAUUCUAAUUCUUAUCUUGCUUAUGCUGAAUCCCCUUCCGUAGCCCUCUUACUAUCUCUUCAAAGUAAACACCACCUAAAUCAGUUUAACUUUAGGCCAUGGCCGCUGUAAUUUUACUAGUUAUUAGAAAUCCUAGAAAAAAUGAUUUACAUGGUUUUUUUAGUGUACACUAUAUUAUCACCACGUAUUAGUGAGACAUUUUUGAAAA